This is a messenger RNA of Carcharodon carcharias (great white shark), 722 nucleotides long. RefSeq names its product dynein light chain LC6, flagellar outer arm. Gene Ontology annotation, biological process: cilium assembly; microtubule-based process. The transcript is spliced from 3 exons. Bases 155 to 424 code for a protein of 89 amino acids. NCBI's taxonomy places the organism in Eukaryota, Metazoa, Chordata, Chondrichthyes, Lamniformes, Lamnidae. Gene Ontology annotation, cellular component: cytoplasmic dynein complex. Gene Ontology annotation, molecular function: dynein intermediate chain binding; dynein light intermediate chain binding. The record is from RefSeq and is a predicted model, not a curated record.
UGUGUCCGGGUUGCCGCUAUGUGACGGAGCCCGGGGGGUCUAGCGGCUGCAUUCGGCUGCACGGGACGAGUGGGGACGGCAAGGACAAGGGUGAAGAGGGCUCCGAGUGUCACUGCUCACUGACUGAGGCAGAGAUUUAUAAACCAGUAAAACCAUGUCUGAAAGAAAAGCUGUCAUUAAGAAUGCUGACAUGUCUGAAGACAUGCAGCAGGAAGCUGUGGAAUGUGCUACCCAGGCACUAGAGAAGUUCAACAUUGAAAAAGACAUAGCAGCUUACAUCAAGAAGGAAUUUGACAAAAAGUACAACCCUACAUGGCAUUGUAUUGUGGGUAGAAACUUUGGCAGCUAUGUGACUCAUGAAACAAAACACUUCAUCUAUUUCUACCUGGGCCAGGUGGCCAUCCUCCUUUUUAAAUCUGGCUGAAGAGGCUUAACUAUUGGGUUUCCAAUGCAGUUGAUCCAAGUAAAAGACUACUUUAAUUAAAAGUAACUUCUGUUUUGACCAAUCUACAAACAGAAACGUGAGGAAGAAUGUGUCCAGUGUAAUUUCCAGCAUGGUGAAUCCAAAUUUUCAAGCUGCUUUCUUUCCUCCUCCUCCUCCCCCCCCCCCCCCCCCCCCCAGUCCUCCCACAAAGGGUCACUGAUGUUUUCUGGUGACUUGUAUUUAUUUUCUUUGUCUUAAUUUCCAACAUUUCCAAUUCAAUAAACAAGAUUUGAUACCA